AUGAGGACAACAUCGACACAACAAUCUGGAGGUGGUCAUGCUACCAACAAGAUUUCAAGAAAUAAUAAAAGCAAUAUUAUUAAAGCAAUACUAUGGGAACGAAAUAAACUUUCUUUCGGGAUUGUCUGUUCGAAGUAUGACUCAUGUCGUGAACGUUGCCAUAACAAUAACAGAUCGAUAAAUAACCAAGCAUAUAAUUGUUAUUGUGAUGAUCAAUGUUAUUCUGUUUACCAAGACUGUUGCUAUGACUACGAAAUGUACUGCAGUAAAGAACAACAUGGAAUAAACAAGAUGCAAGUCUUGGAUCGAAGUAUGGUAUCGUGCAUACCUGGUUAUGAAGCCAGAAGUAAAAGUAUAUGGAUGGUGACCAAAUGUUCCCGAGGUUGGUUGAAUAAGAAAACGUUAUAUGACUGUGAGAACGUUUCAAAAAGUGAUAUACUUAAAGUUGAAAAUAUUUACCAAUAUUUAGCUGUGAUAGAUGUAAACAACACCGUGUAUCGGAACGUAUUUUGUGCCCAGUGUAAUAAUAUUGAAAACUUUACAUAUUUUUCACUAAGUAUUACCUGUCCUUUUUUACCUCCUUCCUCGCUAUCAAGUCUACAAGAGAUGAUUUCGUUCGUGUUAGAAUAUUGUGGACAUGAACAUAUCUUCAUUGUUCCUGGCCAGAACCAAGCUAGACGAUAUUGCAGUAAUCUAGUAGAACAAAAUUGUCAGAUGUCCGCUGACUCAGAGAAAUGUAGGAAAGGCUCAGUUGCUGUUGUUACAGCCAAUCGUGUUAACUACAAAAACGUAUGGUGUGCGCUGUGUAAUGGAGUCCCUGCUGAUGUACUAAGUUGUGGUCUUAAAGUGUCUCGGGGAUUUUCACCAUUUAAUUACGGACGCAAGCUCGUACCUUCUUUUUCACUAAUUAUGGGCGACCUUAAAAAAUGGCGCGUAUUGUCAGUGUCUCAAAAAUGUCCAGCAGCCGAGAUUUUUGAUUCGUUGCUCGAGAUAUGUAGACGUGGUAAACUCAUACCUCCUGUAAAGGACUUUAUUGAUAAAUAUUAUGUUGUAACGUGGCUUCAGAAUCUGUUUCCAGUAAAAUCAUCUGUUGACAUUGACAUCACCGACUUUCGUUCUGCAUUAGCACAAAGACUUGACUUGAAUGCAACUCAAAUAUCACACGUGAUUGUUCAUAAAAUGGAAAAUUAUUAUAUUGUCGAAUUUGAAGUAUGUUUAACAAAUAUCCAGAGUUUAACUGUAUCUAUUCAGUCCACGAAACUUAACAAGGAGCUUCCACAGAAAAUGUUAAGCAUUGCUGACCUUUUGUAUUUUACCGAUGAACUUAUUAUACAGAUAUCCUUAGAUCUUUUUAAGGUAUUCAAAGUUACGUCUCGAAGACUAGCUUGUAUCGGAAAACAAAGUUACACAAAAGAGGAAUAUAUCUUACUGAAAAAUGAAAAAUACCACAUUAUAUCAACUAACCAAACAUUUUCUUCUAAUGGAGUGUACCACAAAGGAACAAACAUUACAAUUUGUAAUGAUUUAGUUCUCUCAACUUGUGUAGGAUUAAAAAUAUAUCUUCAACCAGAGGAGUACACAAAAUUUCCAAAUUUGUCAGUUUACCACGAAAGAACUCAAACACUAUAUAAUAUUGGCGAUUAUAAAACGGAAAAUGAUACUCUAAUACUGUGCACCAAAACUACAUCAAUUAUACGUGAACGUACCAGUAGAAAAUUUGAUAUGGCAAUGGAAACUUUAACAAUUUUUACUUUUACUCUGUCCUUGGUGAGCUUGGCUGCUCUUAUCUUCACGUAUAUGAUAUUCUCAGAAUUACGUAGACUUCCUGGAAAAAAUCUCCUAAAUCUUGCUGUGUCCCUGUUUCUUGCUCAAUUGCUGUGGUUACUUGGAGUACCACAAACAAAAAGGCCACAACUGUGCACAAUAAUUACCAUCAUUGAGCAUUAUCUAUUUCUUGUUACAUUCACUGCAAUGUCAGUCAUUGCAUUUCAUACAAAAACAACUUUAGCUUCAAAGAAACUCAGAAUACCUUCUACCCAAACUGAAGAUAGGAGACGGUUUAUGAUCUAUAGUGGAUUUGUGUGGGGUGUUCCAUUGCUAUUCAUUUCAAUCACAACAUUUCUCCAUUUCGUCAAUGUCUAUGACGCUGGCUAUAGCUUGGAACAUGAAAGAAUGGCGUGUUGGAUAGCAAACAGACAAGCACAAGAGUUCCUUUUCAUUCUACCAGUCGGUCUUUUCGUGUUUUUCAACACAGCCAUGUUUAUUUACACUGUUAUAAUGAUUGAAUCAAACAAACAAAAGAGCAGAGAAUUGUAUGCUUCAGGAAAUAAACGCCAUGAACAAAACACAGUCUGGAUUUACCUCAAACUCUCAUCUCUCACUGGACUAACUUGGAUUUUUGGAUUUCUCGAUAUUUUAGUUGAUUCAGCAAUAUUUUCAGUCCUGUUUGUUUUGUUCGCUUCCUUACAAGGAUUUUACAUCGCCUUAUCUUUUCUUAUUAAUGAUCGAGUCGUCAAACUAUAUCGUGAGUUGGAAAUACGUUUACUAAAGAGAUCAAAGUAA
Messenger RNA from Paramuricea clavata, 2562 nucleotides. The record is from the annotation of a GenBank genome assembly. Lineage: Eukaryota; Metazoa; Cnidaria; Anthozoa; Malacalcyonacea; Plexauridae.